AUGGAUCACAAGCAAGAGCCAGUCUUCACCGUUCUACUGAAAGCACUGGCGCACGGCUCUGCGAUGAGUUUGCCGCACCUUAAUCGGCCCUUUGUAGUGGAAACAUAUGUCAGCGAGGCGCUGACGGUGGUCGGCCGACUGACACCUGAAGAUGCUCUAGACUACGCCAAGGUCAAGCUGGCGCUGUUCCAGCGAUUUCGUUACACUAAAGAAGGAUACCGCGAGAGGUUUCGCGACGCCAAACCCGAGGACGGCGAAACGAUGAGACAAUUUGCUGCUCGACUGGCAGGGUACUUUGAUAGAUGGCUCGAGAUAGCGGGAGUUGAGAAAACGUUCGAAUCACUGCGAGACAUCAUCCUAGUGGAACAAUUUCUGUUGACAUGCUCGAGCAAGCUGACGGUCUUCCUGAGAGAGCGCAACUGUCAGAGGUUGGAUGACGUAGCAGCUAAAGCUGACCUCUUCUUGGAGGCCCAGGUGCAGCAUAGCACGGGCAAGCAAAAGCGAGAGGAGGUGACAAACAGGCAAGACGCUGGAAACGAAGAUAAACACGCAAGGGGUGGUCUCCGAAAAAGUAUCCGCUGCUUCCUUUGUGGGAAGAUUGGGCACAAGGCAGAAAACUGCAGAAGUAACGGCCAAGCUAUGAGGUCACUGACAUGUUGGGAUUGCGGCCGUAGUGGUCACAAGGCAGAGAACUGCAAGGGAAGGCAGAGCGAGAAACAUCAGGCGUCGUGCUUGUACACGGUGCCAACAGAUAAUUGCGAAAACGCCGACGAUUCCUACGUCACCCUGGAUAAUGGUGACAAGAUCCCGGUAGUGAAUGCGGUCAUGGGGAGGGCCCUGAAAUUUCUGUCGGAGAACAUGCCGGUAGUGGAAGGACGACUGGGAGAACACAAGAUAACGGUGUUAAGGGACACCGGCUGCAACACCGUGGUUGUUCGCAAAGAACUAGUCCCUCAAGAGAACCUAACUGGAAAGUCGAGUCCAGUGUUUUUAUUAGAUCGAACAGUUCGGUACCUGCCGGAGGCGGCUAUUGUGGUACGAACGCCCUACUACACGGGAAAGGUAACGGCGAAGUGCGUCAGUAACCCCCUGUACGACUUGAUACUGGGAAACAUACCGCAAAUGCGUGAGGCUAAUGACUCUGACCCAGAAUGGGAAAAGAACAAUGAAGACAAUCUCGGCGACUGCCUAGACAAGCCGAAAGAGAGAUACGAAACGUGUUCGAACGCCAUCGGAGUCAACGUGGGCUGUCGCAGGGCAAUGGAAGCAACCAAGAGCAUCGACGAGCUCCCGGAUGAGAAACCAGCCGUAGCUGCGUCCGCGAGCGAGGGGAGAGAAGCUGGAAGACCAAUAAGAAAACUAGAACGCCCUCUGAAAGUCGCGCAGGUGUCAGUAACCGACACAACAGCCGAGGAACUCGGAAAGCAGCAGAAAGAGGACGCUACUCUUACGAAGUGUUUCAACGAUGUAGGGAAGACAACGAAGAAACACAAUUCCAGGACAAGGAUUCAGUUUCUGCUGAAGAACGACCUGCUAUACAGGAGCGUCGUAUACUCAUCCGGCAGAAGAUCAGAACAACUGGUUCUCCGAAAAAGGUUCAGGGCCGCUGCUGUAACUAUGGCACAUGACAGCGUUAUGUCCGGACACCAGGGGGCGAAGAACACCCUCAAUCUGGUGGCGGAAGAAUUCUUUUGGCCAUGUAUGCAAAGCGAAAUAAAAAGGUACGUUCGUUCGUGUGACGUGUGCCAACGCACCGUACCCAAAGGCAAGGUGGGCAAGGCCCCCUUAGGAAGCAUGCCAAUCAUCGAUACACCUUUUCAAAGAGUCGCGAUAGAUAUCGUCGGUCCUAUAGUGCCUAUCGCAAGCUCGGGGAAAAGGUAUAUUCUUACAAUGGUUGACAUGGCCACGAGGUAUCCUGACGCAGUAGCGUUGAAGCGCAUUGGGUCCCAGCAAAUAGCCGAGGCGUUGGUUCAGGUGUUCACGCGGUAUGGAGUGCCGGCAGAGAUCCUUAGCGAUCGCGGCACCAACUUUACCUCUGAGCUAAUGAGAGAGCAACGGCCUGGUCGAGAGGUUUAA
Ixodes scapularis (black-legged tick) is the source of this 2076-nucleotide messenger RNA. RefSeq lists its product as uncharacterized. Gene Ontology annotation, molecular function: zinc ion binding; nucleic acid binding. The transcript is spliced from 3 exons. Gene Ontology annotation, biological process: DNA integration. The coding region runs from base 1 to 2076 and encodes 691 amino acids. The record is from RefSeq and is a predicted model, not a curated record. Lineage: Eukaryota; Metazoa; Arthropoda; Arachnida; Ixodida; Ixodidae.